Pomacea canaliculata is the source of this 674-nucleotide messenger RNA. RefSeq names its product UPF0722 protein-like. NCBI's taxonomy places the organism in Eukaryota, Metazoa, Mollusca, Gastropoda, Architaenioglossa, Ampullariidae. Bases 45 to 602 code for a protein of 185 amino acids. The record is from RefSeq and is a predicted model, not a curated record. The transcript is spliced from 4 exons. Gene Ontology annotation, biological process: cilium assembly.
UCAAAAAGUAAACUUCGCUGUCAUGGAGAAACAGAGUAAGCAACAUGGCGCUGAAAACGGUGGACUUAACGCAACAGCCAGAUCGCGUCGAGUUCACCGGGUGUUCAGAAGACGAAAUCGGUUACGCCAAGACAUUCUGGCAGUCCUUGCAGCUUCUGCCGCCCAUGGAAUCGCGCCUAGUGUCAAGUGACAUAAAACAGCGGCUGCGGAAAGCACCACCAUCUCGCUCUCAAAGCAAUUACACAAGCAGGCAGACUGUCUCAGAAGACUCCAGUCUCCACUUUUUUUUUGCUCGAGCAAAGACAAUGGAACAGAUUGAAGAAAUGAGGAAAUAUGAUAAGUUUGCUUCAGCUCGUGCAGAAGAGAGAGCACUUCUUCACAAACAUCGGGUAGAGAGAAUGAAGAAGGAGGAAAUUUCAAGACCAUCCCAUCUUCUCAGCAGUACAAGCCAGGAAACAGCAGCAUCAGGGUCUUUAAGUAUCAUAGAUAAUGAAGAGGAUGAGUCCGAUCACAACUUUGAAGACAACUCCCUAGUGGUUGAGGAAGAGAUUAGAAAAUUUGAGAAAAUGAAAGGUGAAAAGGAUGAGGAUGAUUCAGACUGAUGGACUCUACUUGUGUGUGACAUUAUUUGUUGUGCUGCAUAACAGAAAAUUAAAAAGAGCAUUUCAAUGGUA